AGCUAGACUCCUUCUUUUGCAAGAUGCUCGACGGUUAACAGUCCUACACGAGAAGAUUUUAUAUGUCUCUCAGAAGUUCCCACCAUGAGUUCAAGGAUUUUCAGAGAUAAUGCGGGAAGGGAUUUCCACACGUUCACAGACUUGAUGAAGCAGCUGGACUCCAAUGGCCAGUUGGUUUUUAUUUCAGUUGAGAGGCCUGCUUUAUUGCACCUCUUCUAUUGUAUUCACAAUGGGACACCUUCUCAUUUCCUACCAAAUCCAAUGCAUUUCAGUGCCAGCACAGAGUCCAGAAUCAGUUGGACUAUUGCACCAGUACUCUGUAGUCAACAAUCUCUUUCAGUUGGCUUCUCUUAUCAUCACAGGUCUAUUUUUUCGGCUUUUGAAGCUGAAAGUUCUUAUCUUCACAUGGAAACAAUCUCGGUUUUCUUGGGUUUUUUGUUCUUAUCUUUCCAGGCUAGUUACUUUGACUUAUCAACUUCAGAGGGCUCUCAAUGUACUGGAUUAUCCUUAUCUGCAAAGGUUUUCUUUGGCAACAGUUCAUUAAAUUUAUUUUUUCUCUUUAUUUCAAAAUUACAUUAUGAGUUGCAUUCAUUUUAUUUUAUUUUAAUUUCACUCAUAAUGUAAUUAGACAUAUUUCGAGGU
Molecule: messenger RNA, 642 nt
Organism: Ilex paraguariensis (yerba mate)
Lineage: Eukaryota; Viridiplantae; Streptophyta; Magnoliopsida; Aquifoliales; Aquifoliaceae
Source: the annotation of a GenBank genome assembly